GGGAGGGGGACGCGAGGACACACCCGCACAUACAGUACCCGGUGUACACGGCGAGGAUGCUGCAGACAACAUGAGGUGAAUAUCCGCGACUCUCCCACAUUGGAAAAUCCCUUAAUUCUCUUUUAAAAACGCGUCUCUGCAUGAAGUCAGAAGACCUGGUUGUCGCAGCGGGUUUUUCACCUUCCCGAGUCCAGCGGGAGCAGAAACUCAUCCACAUAUGAAGAAGAUGUCAGCAGAUGCAGUCAGACCCUAGGUGACAUCCUGUGGCCGUCAGGUCUGUACGGUGUUGAGCCCCCUCCCUCUCCUGGCCCCUGCCUGCAGUUCUUCAGGCUGCGGGACCCAGACUCACUGAAAAGUGCAGGCCUCCUCCCCCUGCAGAAUGACUGUUGCCACAGGCGACCCCUCUGACGAGGCGGCUGCACACCCGGGGCACCCGCAGGACUACGACCCGGAGGCGGACCAUGAGUGUUGUGAGAGGGUGGUCAUCAACAUCUCAGGGCUGCGCUUUGAGACGCAACUCAAAACCCUCUCCCAGUUCCCAGAGACUCUGCUGGGGGACCCCAAAAAGAGGAUGCGGUACUUUGACCCGCUGAGGAACGAGUACUUUUUCGACAGGAACAGGCCCAGCUUUGACGCCAUAUUGUAUUAUUACCAAUCAGGGGGCCGGCUAAGAAGGCCGGUUAACGUCACCCUCGAUAUUUUCUCAGAGGAAAUCCGCUUCUACGAGCUGGGUGACGAGGCCAUCGAGAUCUUCAGAGAAGAUGAGGGUUUCGUCAAGGAGGAAGAGCGGCCCCUUCCUGACAACGAGUUUCAGAGACAGGUGUGGCUGCUGUUCGAGUACCCAGAGAGCUCAGGUCCUGCUAGGAUUAUUGCCAUAAUCUCUGUCAUGGUCAUCCUGAUAUCUAUUGUCAGUUUCUGCUUGGAGACCCUCCCCAUUUUCCGCAACGAUGAGGGCGAAAUGCACAAGUUUCAAGAGCAUAUCUUUUCACCUGAGAUAAACACCACAAUCAUCAGCUACACUAACACCUACUUCACCGACCCCUUCUUCAUCCUGGAGACUCUUUGCAUUAUAUGGUUCUCCUUUGAGUUCCUGGUGCGCUUCUUCGCCUGCCCCAGCAAGGCAGGCUUUUUUGGUAAUAUAAUGAACAUCAUUGACAUUGUUGCCAUCAUCCCUUACUUCAUCACUCUUGGCACAGAGCUAGCCGACACGCCAGAGGAUGGUCAAGCGGGUCAGCAAGCCAUGUCUUUAGCCAUUCUCAGGGUCAUCCGCUUAGUACGAGUCUUCAGAAUUUUCAAGCUCUCUCGUCACUCCAAGGGCCUUCAGAUUUUAGGUCAGACCCUGAAAGCCAGCAUGAGGGAGCUCGGCCUUCUCAUCUUCUUCCUCUUCAUCGGGGUCAUCCUUUUCUCCAGUGCAGUCUACUUCGCUGAAGCGGAUGAGCCCGAGUCGCAGUUCGAAAGCAUCCCAGAUGCGUUUUGGUGGGCUGUGGUGUCCAUGACAACUGUCGGCUAUGGUGACAUGGUCCCGACUACCAUUGGUGGAAAGAUUGUGGGCUCUCUCUGCGCCAUCGCUGGCGUGCUGACCAUUGCCUUGCCAGUGCCUGUCAUCGUCUCCAACUUCAACUACUUCUAUCAUCGUGAGACUGAAGGUGAAGAACAGGCGCAGUACCUACAGGUCAACGUGCCCAAGACCGAUUCAGAGGAGGAGCUGAAGAAGAGCCGGAGCGGCUCCACCAUCAGCAAGUCGGACUAUAUGGAGAUUCAGGAGGCUGUGAACAACAGCAACGAAGACUUUCAGGAGGAGAACCUCAAGACAGCCAACUGCACCCUGGCCAACACAAACUAUGUAAACAUCACCAAAAUGCUCACAGACGUGUAAUCGUCAGCUGUUUUCCUCCGCGUGACAGCGGGAACUUUGGAGCUGAGCAACUGGAUGGGACUGGUGUUCGGCCUCCCACCUCAGGUGUGCUGGAAAAAUCAAGGCAAUAGAAUUCAGGAUGUUAAUGAUGAUGCUGAUUAUGAUAGACAGUGAUUAAUAUGACAUAGACCAUUUGCUCACCCUGCGCUCAUCCUGUCUUCACUCCUUACAACUUGCCCCUCAAAAACUCCAAGAGAGCAAAAUCGCAAAUUUUGUAUUUCUGCAUGGAUUUGACUUCAUCUGUGUGGCUGUUAAAAAAAAAAACCACGAUUAAAAAUGUCCUGCUCACUACAGUAGCCAACAGUAGUGCACAUAGAGAAAAGAAAAAAGGGAGAAAUAAAAAAUAUAGUAUCGCUUAAAGAAAGCAGCACAACACACAGCCUGCUUCAGUCCCCUGCUUCCUCAUUUCCCAAGGUACACUGCUCUGCCCUGCGAUAUCUGAAGAGCCCUAGUCGCGCGCUACACAUAUGCUGCUUCCUGGAGCCAAUGAAACAAAAAAAAAACUGUCUUCUGCUCCACCGUUCUAGAGAUAGGAGGACGUGUGAGCAGAAAGCCAUCUCACUCCAGCGCUGAUCUGGCCUGUGGGUGACUUGUGAUGAGGUUCGUGGUUAAGUACGCCACGUUAUGUUCAAGGAUGAAUGACAGCCAUCAGCGCUACGCUUAUGGUUCGACACCUUUUUUUCCCAGUAGACAUCAGUAUCUGAUGAAUGACUGAGAAUGGCCUUGACUUUUCACUGCUUUGGUCUUACAUGUACUGUAUGUAUUACAAUGCAAGCUCCCCCUGCCCCUCCAUUCACCCAAACUGGUCUUACUGCAGAGCUUUGAGGACAGCUUGAAUGUCUCUUCUUGUUUUUGUUUUUUUGUUAGUUUUUCACAGUUUGACACACAAAGCACUUAUUCAUAUAGAUACGUAGGAUAACUGUGACUAAACCAAUAGCUGCUAGGUAGGUAGGUGCUGUUAGUAGUAAACGUAGUGAGUAGAUAAUUGCAUGACAUUUUUUAAUCUGAACGAGAACAUCCACUUGUUUCUCGACUGCCACUUGCUUCAUCACACGACUGUAUAUUUGUCUGUACACUGCCUUCUAUACAAAUCCACGGUUUAAAACGUAUGCCUGCCGGUAGCUGUUUUUUUCCGAAAAAAACCUAAAGCUGUAUGUUAGAGGAUUUCUUAAGGAAUCGUCAUGAGGCCACAUCCUCCGCGUAAUGGGAUGCGGAAAGCCUCGUCAAUAUUUACAUUCCACGUAGACGUCAUUGCUGUUCAACUUUCGCUGCCGCUGAGCGGAGAUUUCAGGCGUUAAACUCACGCUCUAGUUUCGAGCCUAGUCGUGGUAAACGUGCAGCGGCGUCUUUUUCUCACAGGUUUGUCACACGAUCACGUCCUCAUGAUCAAAAUAGGAACUUUUCUGGACUCGUGUAUAGAAUAAUGCUUCCCCUAAACUGCCUUUUUAUCUGGGUUUACGCUAUUCUAGUGUUGCAUGACCUCAAAAACAUUCCUAGAAGCAUGCGUUUAAGCUGAAAGAAGAAGCCUCCGAGACGGAAAAAAGUACAGUGAUAGUGAUAUAUUUAUUUCCUAUAUAUAUAUAUGAAUAUAUAAAAAUAUAUGUAUACAAACAGAACACAUACACUUUUAUUAGAGAAUUAAAAGAAACUUCAAAUAACAAUGUUUAAAGGGAAAUGAGAGCCUUUCCACAAUGCGCAGAUCAUUGCCAUGAUUUAAAUUUGUAUUGGUUCCGAGCACUGUUUUAUCUUCUUCUGUUUCAGAGCCUGUUCAGACACUCAAAAUAUCCCAACAUUUUUUUUUCUGUACUGUUGGAUUAUCCACUAAACCGGACAUCAACCGGAUAAAAACACUAGAGGUCAGCUUUUUAAAAAAGUUCCAAACUGCCUUCUGUGAAGUAGUCAUUGAAAGGCAGGGCGCUGCUCACCACCGUAUCAUCACAUCAGAAUAUAAAUGGAGUCUGGCCGUUCCUCUGAGAAGCCUCUGACGCCAGAAGCUCAAUCUGUCUUCAAAAGUUGGCAUCAAAACGUGAAUUAGCUCCCGACUCUAGGACCGUGUCCAGCCGAGAUUUCUUUCCACCGUUUGCUCCACACGGCCACGGUGACAGUCAAAGGCAGUAACAUCAAUAUGGGAAGUGAUAAUUAGCAGCAGUGUAGCAGAUAUUGGCUUAACUACAGGGAUCCUCCGGGCGUCCGGCCUUUCUCCAUCUGUCCGCGGGGGUGUCACAGAAAGGUGGUGGAUGAGGAGGACUUCUGUAGCAGCAGCUGUCUGAAUGAAUCCCGUCAUGCCAGGAUGUACAUCUUUGUUCUUAGGGUCUCAUUCUGCUCACUUCAGCCUCUAACCUGCAGUAGCUGACAUGUUUUUUUUUACGCCAUCGCUGCCAAUGUGUGCUCAGGACGCCUCGUUGACCUGCCUGACGUGAGGCUUCGGAAGUCGACUCUGUGUUCAAAUGUGGUUUUCCUGAAAGGAUCUUGUUUUUUAGGAGGCAUUUAGUUUGUAUAUUUGUCGCGUUAUCAAGGAAAGAAGCAUUAAGGUGGACUGACAUGUGGAAAUCAGUAACUCGAGGUAAAAUCUGAUUGAAAUAGUUUGUUUAGCAAUAUUCCUGUAAUCCUUCUGGUGGAGGGGACUGUGUGGAGAACAUGGAUGUUCAAUGUAGAAAGGAUCUUUAUGGACCUACCCAGUCCAACCAAGAUGUUAUCGAUCAUACUUGACGUGGGUGGCUGUGUGUGUGUGUCUGUGUGAGGGAGAAAGAACCACUGAAUGUCUGUGUCUUGGUUGUACAGCUGCAUUUAUGCAUAUCUGUAUGCGUAGGGGAAAAAAACUCAUAGUCUGACCAAAAAUAUUCGUCUAUGCAUGAAAAUGCAUUUUUAUCUUAUUGUCUUCAUUCAAUUUAUUUGAACAGUUAUUCAUGAUAAAUGUUGCGGACACGUGUUAACAUUUAUCUGUUGUGUUGUUGUUUUUUUUAAUCGGGCACAUCACUGUACCUCAGCCAAAGUCACUGUAGCAACUCAUUGACCAGAAGACACAAUUUCUGCUUAAAGCACAAAGACAAGUGGGAUCAUCCACAUCUCUAUAGCUGCAGAUUUGACCUGUACAAUGUUGAACCAAGUCAAUUUAAAAAGAUGGUGUUGUGUUGCUUUAUUAGGGAGCACCACAGCCUCGAAAAAUAUCACCUCUCACCUGCUGAGGGACCCACCAGCAAAAUCCAAUGAGAAGGGUGCCCAACAGUGAAUACACUGAGAAAUCUAUGCAGAGAAUGAUUACUAGCUGGUAUUAUUUGUUUUGUUUUUUUUAAGGAAAGAAGGUUUAAGUACAGACUUUUUUGUGUGUGUGUUUUAUCUGGCACUAAUCUUCUGUGUUGAUUCUGAGAGCUGCCAGAGUUUUUUGAAACAAAACCUCGAAGCAGAAGUGCAACACUUUGCAAUAUCCUGCUGCCGUACGUCCAACACUCGCAGUACGUUAGCCGAAUGUGAACACGAGCUUUCUGAACUUUCAGGUUUUCGUUUGAACCGCGACGGCAGCUCUUUGACACAAGGCUCUGACAUGAAAAAAAGAAAAACACUCAUUGAAACGGGGAAACAAGAUGAUCAAUAUGCAAUCUGUACGAUGUGUGUGUCUGGGAAAUAACAUGGUUCAUUUUCUUUCUUUGGUUCAUUUGACCCCAGAGCCUGAAAGUGUGGCAUCCCCUCAACCACAUGUACAGUUUGUUCACCUCACUCCACCCUCUGUCGUCCCCCCACCCCCACCCC
Messenger RNA from Hippoglossus stenolepis (Pacific halibut), 5662 nucleotides. Its product is annotated as potassium voltage-gated channel subfamily A member 2. The record is from RefSeq and is a predicted model, not a curated record. Bases 380 to 1876 code for a protein of 498 amino acids. The transcript has 2 exons. Gene Ontology annotation, cellular component: membrane; voltage-gated potassium channel complex; dendrite. Gene Ontology annotation, biological process: protein homooligomerization; potassium ion transmembrane transport. Gene Ontology annotation, molecular function: delayed rectifier potassium channel activity; protein binding. Lineage: Eukaryota; Metazoa; Chordata; Actinopteri; Pleuronectiformes; Pleuronectidae.